Messenger RNA from Saccostrea cuccullata (small rock oyster), 3278 nucleotides. RefSeq lists its product as uncharacterized. Bases 36 to 554 code for a protein of 172 amino acids. NCBI's taxonomy places the organism in Eukaryota, Metazoa, Mollusca, Bivalvia, Ostreida, Ostreidae. The record is from RefSeq and is a predicted model, not a curated record. The transcript has a single exon.
UAUCUCCAAGUUGAGUCUAAGUCUUUGAGGAGACAAUGGCCUGCACAGCCAGGAAUGACUCGAUGGUUUUGGAGAGAGAACCUCUACAACUAAAUCAAGAAUCACCUGCGGAAACAAAACCCAAUCACGAUGAGGCAGAACAGGUAGAGUUAUCUCUCCUGAUAGAAAACCAGGCCCCUAAAAGCAAUGGAAAAAAUGUUACAAGUUACGCAAUAGACCCUGCAUACCACAACACCACUGAAAACCCAUACAGAGAAACCACUGUGACAGUACCCCACCUCGUGAAAAAAGUCCCAGAAGAUGAUCUGACACCCCCACCCUGGAAAACCUUCAACCAGAUUUUGAUCAUGUCAUACGUCAGUGUAUUUUUCUGUCUUUGUAUUGGGGUUUUCGCCAAUAGGGAGGCUUGGAAAGCUAAGAUGUAUAAUGGGAAAGGUCUGUAUGGCUUAGCCCAGAAGAGGGCCAAACGGGCAGUUAUAAUCAGCUACAUCGCUGUAGGAGGGGGAUUUAUUAUGAUUUUACUAAUUAUACUUGCAGUGACAGGUGCUUUGUAAAUCUCCUUUUAUCCAGGAUUAUGGUUCACUCAUUUUUUUAGUGUUAUUUGUAUAUUGGUGCAUAAUUUAUAUUGAAGAGGCAUACUUCAAAACUCGCAUCCAUUGGUAAAAUCUUAUGUUGUGUAAAGAUUUACUCCAAAUAUUUCACGUAAUGUGGCAUAUUGUUACAAAACAUAUUUAUUAAAAUGUGAAAAUGUGUUUGUUCAAUUAUGUAAAUGAACAAACACUUUGUUACAGUUAAAGUAGAUUGAAUUUUUUUUUUUUUUUAAUUUCUAUACCUGAAAUAGGAUUCAUCAACAUAUUUUUAGUUUUUCUGAUAAAAUAAGAAAAGAUGCAGAUUUACUACAUUCUGUUCUGUGAAAUUCGAAAUUAUUUAGAUCUGAAGCAAUCAUUAAACCUAAUUUAUUUGUUGAUAAUACUCUUAAAAAGUAGACACAAAAAGGAUCCCUUGAAAAUUUUAUCAUCAUUAUAUACUAAGAGUAUUGUUAAUAUUAAUAAAAUCUUUUUUUUCGCUUUCAUGUAAAACUUUAUCUGAUUGGUUUUAACCACAGUAUUUCAUACCCAUGCAAUGCCUGUGUAUUUUUAAAAGCUUUUUAUAAUCUGCCUUACAAAAUUAGUUAUAGAUUGAAAAUAUAACCAUACUAGUCCUUUAUUUUCACCUUCAGAGCUUGCCAUUUUUUCAUUGUUUUGAUAUACGUUUAUAGGGUGAGUGAGAUAAGAUACACAUGUAUUACAUGUACAUCAUGAGCAAUGUUCUUUUAUUUUAUUCUUUUUGUUUCAUUGCAAUUUUAAAGUUAUUUUGUGUAACAGACAGAUUGUACAUGCAUGUACAAGAGUUUUAAUGUCAUAAAAAAAGAAAUGUUUUUUUAAUUCUUUGAUUUGUUUAUUUCUGUGAAGAUUUUACUCCAUUACAUUACUUCAUAACAUUCCUUAUUUAUUAUUUGAAAUGUGUGUUUAUAAAAGCAAUUCUAAAAACCAGUACAUGUUUUGUUUUUAUAAAUUCAGAAUUAUAUGAAUGGAAACUGUUUCUUACACUCAGAUUCAGAAGUUCAAGUAUAUAUUUACUUAAAUUUGGACCCUGGUGUAGAAAUGAUAAACAAAAAUUCUUGAUUUCUCUGUUGGUAAUACUGCUGAAUAUUGUUCUUUUUCAUAAUUUUUUUUUUUAAUUUCAAGGAUUGGGAACUUUUUGUUUCAUGUACUGGUACUUUUGAUUUCAUUUACUAUUUUUUUUAAAAAUAUUUUAUUAAUUUUUUAUUAAAGCUUAAUAAUACAAUGAUACAUUGGCAAUACCAGUGGUAAAAAGACAAUACACUAUUAAUAAUUGUAACACACUAGAUAAGUUUUUUUAAUGCAAAUUUUAACUUAUCCACAAAACUACUAGUAUUUUAGACACAACAUAUUAUUUCAAACUUUAAGAUUUUUCUUCUUUUUACCAAGAGCUCAUAUUUCUAUAUCCACACAUAUCAUCUUUUACAGGUAAUACUGUAAAGCACAUUCAUUAUCUGGAUAAUUUUGUGCAAUUUUGUUUUUGUAAACCCCGGUUUUUAUAAAGUGCACUGUCUUUUAUAAAUUGAUUUACUAUUUCUAUAAAGUUGAUAAAUACUUGGGAUAACCAGAGCUGAUUCUGAUAUAUCAGUUUUUAUUAAAAAAUUGUUAGUGUCAUAUACAUUGGUUAACUUUAAUCACUUAUUGUUUAUAGAUCUGACACAGAAGUUAGCACAAGGUAAUAAUUCCUACAAUUUGAUACAUUAUUGAAUUGGUUAUGUGCAGACACAGUGACCAUGGUGAAUUCUGUGCCCCCAGUCCAUGUUUUGUACAUAUAUUUUAAUUGAUCUGUUACCAUGAGAGAUUGAACUACUAGUAUUAGUUUUAAUUUGUGUUAAAUAAACUUUAUUUUAAAGAUAUGACUUAACCAUUUACUGCCAUUGAGCAAUUUUUUUAUCUCGAUAUAAACUUGGGAGUAAGGUAUAGAAAAGCCUCUUCCUGCAUGUAAGCCUGUCAAUUAUUUCAUUGUUUACUGGAAUGUUAUGUAUUAUGUAAUAUUUGAAAAGAUUUUCUAUUAAAGAAAUACAAUGAACAUCCAAAUAUUUUAAAAUUCUGUAAUUUUAUUACAAAUACUGACCCUGCAUUCUUAAGAAAAUUGUGUAUAUUUGUAUUUUUUCUCAAUUCCUCCAUGUGCUUUCAUAUUUCAUUUUUCUUAGCAUCCAAGAUGAAGUAGAUGCAUUUAAAGGUUGUAUUAAUCACCUGUUCAAAUGAAUAUAGUCUAAUCCAUUUGUCACUGUUCAUUUCAUCUUCAAAGGCAUUUACCUAAUCACAAAUACAUAAUCUCAUACCUGAUCUGUAUUUAUUAUAAUCUCAAAUAUUUGCAGAAAUAUUGUAUAUUGUAAUGUUGCAUAUUGAAUGUUCACUUUAAACAUUGAUGUCAAUCAUUCAAAUCCAGUCAGGAUUAUCAUUUUUAAAUCUUUUCCCAUCUUUACAUAUGUUCCCCCCAGUGUAGGUGACACACUAUGUACAAGUAUAGUAUACAGCCAGGAAUGGAAAUUCAAGAAUAGUGCAAUUCUAUAUUACAUUGUUAAUAUGUGCAUGUACAUUUUAGAUCUAUCUUUUAUUGCGUAUCAUGUUUUCAAAAUGGAAAACAAAUUGAUGUUAUAGCCUUAACAAUAAUGUUGUACAAAAUAUGAACCAUUACUCAAUUCAUUCGAAUAAAAAAUAUUUUCCUUCUGA